UUAUUUCUAACGUUUUACAAAUAACAAAAUAGCAAACAUGAAGUUCGCCAUUGCCGUAGUCUUGCUUGCUUUAGCUUUGGGUGCCAACUCCUCAGUUAUUCCAUGGGGACCAGUUGUUGUCGGUGGACCAGUUCCUGGUACUGUAGUAGUUGGUGCUCAUCCUCAUGCUGCUGUUACAGUUGCGGCACAUCCCCCUCAGGUUGUUGUCGGUCCUGGACCAGUACAAGUUGUUUCCGGCCCUCUUCCCGCUGUUGUUCCAGCCCCAGCUGUUGUUGCCGCUCCACAUGUUGUCGCUGCUCCUGCUGUUGUGCCAGCUCAUAGUGGUACCUUUGUUGCCAAGACACGUGGUGCUGUUCAUGUUGCUCCAUUGGCUGGGCAUGCUCAAUCUGUUGCCUCAGUUAAUCUACAACCUGCUCCCGGCACUGUUUAAAUUAAAUCUUU
Molecule: messenger RNA, 441 nt
Organism: Musca vetustissima
Lineage: Eukaryota; Metazoa; Arthropoda; Insecta; Diptera; Muscidae
Product: adult cuticle protein 1-like
Exons: 2
Coding region: 38-430 (130 amino acids)
Source: RefSeq, a predicted model, not a curated record